Molecule: messenger RNA, 2059 nt
Organism: Spodoptera exigua (beet armyworm)
Lineage: Eukaryota; Metazoa; Arthropoda; Insecta; Lepidoptera; Noctuidae
Source: the annotation of a GenBank genome assembly
UUCGCAAUCGCAUUCCGUAAUGAAUUUUGUAUUAUCUAUGUAGUGUAUACCUACUGCUUGGUGUAUUAUAUUUAUGUGAUGACAAGUAGCUAGCAGUACCGAUAACUGGUUGACGAUUUAUUUUAUGAAUUUUGUAUCUACUCGAUUAAAUAAUUGCAGUGUAUUAAGUAGGAGAUGUAGUUUGAAUAACAAAUCAUCAUCAACAGUGUACAUACUUAUUAAAUUAGUACUUAGCAGAAGUUACUUAAUAGAUUGAGAUGUGAGGUGACAUGUUUUUAUAUGUUUGCUUUGUCGAUGUUCAAUGUGAUCGCGAAGAAAAUCUCUAAAUGUUAUGUAGGCUCGGUUGAGCAUUAAAAACAUACGAUACCAUAAUGCCUGUUCAGCAAAUUAAUGUGAAGAACUCUUCGGAUAUUGAGAGUUGGGAAUGGGGAGGAGGAUGUGGUAGAGAGGUGAUUCGUACGGGGUCAGGGAGCAGUCGCACGUCAUGUAGCAACUCCAGCGGCGAUAUUUGCCGCAUAUGCCACUGUGAGAGCGAGCCUCAUAAUCCUCUUCUAGCACCAUGUUAUUGUUCAGGAAGUUUGAAAUAUGUUCAUCAGAGCUGUUUACAACAGUGGCUGACUGCAUCAGAGACAAGAUCUUGUGAACUCUGCAAAUUCAAUUUUAUCAUGCAUACCAAAAUAAAGCCAUUUAAUGAGUGGCGUUUGUUAGAGAUGUCGGGUGUGGAGCGCCGGCGACUGUGCUGUGCUGUACUGUUCCACUGUGUCGCUGCACUCUGCGUCAUGUGGUCCCUCUUUGUACUUAUUGAACGAGCUGUUGAAGAGGUCAACCGUGGCAUGAUUGCAUGGCCUUUUUGGACAAAAUUGGUAGUAGUGGCUGUGGGAUUUACUGGCGGCGCAGUUUUCAUGUACAUACAAUGUCGGCAAUAUCUGCAUCUUUGCAAUCGUUGGCGAGCACACAACAGGAUACUGUUAAUUCAAAAUGCGCCCGAGAAGAUCCCGAUCGGAGGUGGAUCUCCACCCGUGAGAGUAAAGAGACGCGAGAGGAGCGCGCGCGGGCAAGUGAUCGCCAACAUCGAGCCUCCGCCGCCGCCCGCCGCCUACCACGAGGAGGACGAGAGCGGCGGCUUCGAGACCUACCGCGGCAACCCGCACCGCCGUCUGUCCGCGCUGCCCGACCCGCGCCCCGACGACACGCGCCGCUACUCCGACACGCGGCUGGCGCAGGCCUGCGACGACGCCGUCUCCGCCGAGCGCGGCGCCGGCGUCUACCACAUCAGCGUGGACCCGCUCGAGGCCGACAUCCGCUCGCUGCUGGCGCUGGAGGCGCGCCGCGCCGCCCGGGCCGCGCGCUCGCUGCCCAACCUGCGGGCUUCGCGGGAGACGCUGCUCCCUGCGACCCCGGCCUGCCCGGGUCCCGCGGCGGGCCCCGCUAGCGGCCCGCCCGCGGCCGGGGUCCCGACGCCGCCCCCCGCGGCUUCCUGAGGCCCGCUCCUGCUGUACCCCGACGACACGGUGUACUAGCGGGUACUAGCGGCGCAGACCUGUGCGAAGUGUGCUUGGUGCGUGUACAUACUGACAUGGAUCUUGUAAAUACUUAUUAUCAUAAUAAUAGUUCAGGCGUCGCUCGUAAGGCUACCGCAAGACCGCCCGAUAGAUACUUAUUCCCUGUCCUUGCGUUUUGUACCAUAACGUCCAUAUGUGUACAUAGCGUAAACAAAUUUAACUCCAUGUUUUUCGUGAUAGCAAUAUUAAGUAAUUAAGAUUUGAUAGUAGACAGCUUGCAAAAUAUAAUUAGUAAGUAAUAGGUAUGAUACUGUUUCCAGGGGUAAUACCUUGUAGAAAAUUGUCCAUGUACAUUAAUCCAGUUGUACAAUACUUCUUAAACUUACUCCAGCCUUCAAAGAGCCAUUUUAAUAAAAAACAUGCUUUCUGAUAUUUGACAUAUAAAUUACAAGUCCAUACUACUAAAUUACAUAUCCAUAUCAGAUACUGUGAAGCAUGUGCUAUGAGAGUUUUUGGAACUGCAUACAUGUAACAGUAUAAUAUCCAGUUAGUUAUAU